This is a messenger RNA of Mercurialis annua (annual mercury), 2481 nucleotides long. RefSeq lists its product as uncharacterized. Lineage: Eukaryota; Viridiplantae; Streptophyta; Magnoliopsida; Malpighiales; Euphorbiaceae. Gene Ontology annotation, molecular function: RNA-DNA hybrid ribonuclease activity; nucleic acid binding. The transcript is spliced from 5 exons. The record is from RefSeq and is a predicted model, not a curated record. The coding region runs from base 1 to 2481 and encodes 826 amino acids.
AUGCAGUACAUUAUGGAAGAGAUUAUGGAGGAAAAUAAUUUGGCAGAGGUAUUAGAUGCCGAAGUAGUUUAUGAAGAAGAAGAAGUUUAUGAAGAUCAUGAGAAUUGCUUGGAGGAGCUAGAACAAGCACCUCCUUGGAUAGAUGAUGAAGCCAUCCAUGUCAGAGAGGAGUUAGAAGAGGUGAACCUUGGAACCUCAGAGGAACCUCAGGUAACUUUUGUUAGUAAAAACCUAGAGGUUGGCUUAAAAACAAAAUUGACUGUACUCUUGCAGGAAUACAAAGAUUACUUUGCAUGGCAAUAUUCUGAUAUGCCGGAGUUAAGAAGUACAUUGGUAGAACAUCGGCUUCCUAUUAAGCCUGAGUUUCAGCCAUACCGCCAACCUCCAAGAAGAGUUUCAAAAGAAGUUGAAUUAAAGGUAAAAGAAGAAAUUGAAAAAUUGUGUAAAGCAGGCUUUAUUAGGCCUGCUAAAUAUAGUAAUUGGUUGGCAAAUGUUGUUCCAGUGGUUAAAAAGAAUGGAAAACUUCGAAUAUGCAUAGAUUUUAGAUAUUUAAAUGAAGCAACUCCUAAGGAUAUUUAUGCCAUACCAAUUGCUGACACUCUUAUUGAUGCUUCAGCUAAUCAUUCUCUUUUGUCUUUUAUGGAUUGUUUUGCUGGAUAUAACCAGAUUAUGGUGGCUAAAGAUGACAUUUCAAAAACGGCAUUUAGAUGUCAAGGAUCUAUUGGGACAUUUGAAUGGGUGGUCAUGCCGUUUGGUUUACGUAAUGCUGGUGCAACAUAUCAGAGGGCUAUGAAUGCCAUCUUCCACGACCUCUUAGGUAAAACUAUGGAGGUUUAUAUUGAUGAUGUUGUUGUAAAAUCAAAACUAGUAAAAGAUCAUUUGAAAAACCUAGAGGAAGCAUUAAGGAGGAUGAAAGUUCACUGUUUAAAACUCAAUCCUCUCAAAUGCGCCUUUGGUGUAAAAGCUGGAAUUUUUUUGGGGUUUUUGGUCCAUGAAAGAGGCAUUGAAGUGGACCAAAACAAAACCAAAGCUAUUCGAGAAGUUAAACCGCCUAGAAAUAAAACAGAACUUCAGAGGUUUCUUGGGCAGCCUCAUGUAUUGAUGCCUCCCAAAAAGGAUAUACCUCUGAGGUUGUACAUUUCAGCAGCUGAAGGUUCAAUUGGGUGUCUACUGGCCCAGAGCAACCAAUAUGGACAUGAACAGGCUAUUUAUUAUUCGAGCCGUUCGAUGACAUCUACAGAGAAGUCGGUCAAAGAUCAGGCUCUAGCAGAUUUCCUAGCCGACAAUCCAUGUAUAAACCUAGGAGAUGAAAGUAAAUUUGACUUGCCGAUUUUUAUGAAUGAACAUAGACCUUGGAUGCUUAAAUUUGAUGGGUAUAGUACAGAUAGGUCUGCUGAUGCUGGAAUCAUAAUAGUGUCACCUUCUAGAGCUAAGACCUCCUUGUCUUUUAAUCUUGACUUUGAAUGUACAAAUAAUCAAUCUGAGUAUGAGGCUUUGAUUAUUGGAUUAGAAAUUCUCCUAGAUCUAGGUGCUAAAAAGGUCAAAAUAAUUGGAGAUUAUCAAUUGGUUAUUAGACAAGUAUCUGGCGAAUAUAAAUGUAUGAGUUACACCUUAACCUCUUAUUAUGCUAUUGCUAUACAGUUAAUAGAGAGUUUUGAAGAGGUUGAAUUAGUACAUGUUCCUAGAGAGGAAAAUUGGGAGGCCGAUAAAUUAUCACAGCUAGCAUCUGGCCUACGUCUGUCGGAGGAGUUAACCCACCGACUAGUAAUGGUACAAAGAAAAACUCACCCUUCAAUUUUUAAAAGAGGAGUAGAACUAGAUAUUUUCAAUAUUGAUGAUAACUUAGUACAGGAUUGGAGGAGAGACAUUAAAAAGUACCUGGAGAAUCCUAGCAAGAAGAUGAUGUAUAAAGUAAGAGCGAGAGCUGUUAACUACGUGCUAAUAGAAGAUGUUUUAUACAGAAGAGGAUUCGACAACCUAUUGCUAAGAUGCCUUGGAGCUACAGAGGCUUUAGAGAAACAAACUCAUGAAGGAGUUUGUGGAGCACAUCAAUCUGGAGUAAAAAUGAGAUGGCUAAUUCGAAGACAUGGUUACUUCUGGCCAUCUAUCCUUAAAGAUUGCAUGACUUUUGCAAAGGGUUGUCAAUCAUGCCAAAGGUAUGGGAACAUACAAAGACUUCCAGUUGUUGUGUUGAAGUCUGUCAUCAAACCAUGGCCAUUCAGAGGUUGGGCGAUAGAUUUGAUAGGUAAAAUAUAUCCUCCAUCUUCUAAAAUUUACUGUUUCAUAAUUGAGAUGCAAGAAUUUGCCACUGAUUAUGGAAUAAAAUUAUUGACCUCUACACCUUAUUAUGCUCAGGCCAAUGGCCAAGCUGAAUCUUCUAAUAAAAUUAUCAUCAACAUAGUUCAAAAGAUGUUGGGAAGAAAAUCCAAGGGAUUUGCAUCGAAUUUUAUCAGAAGCACUCUUAGCAUAUCGCACCUCUAG